AAGAAGUACUUUUUCUAUUGUUUCUUUUUCUUUUUUUUUUUUUGCAACUGGAUCCAGGACACCAGUACAGAACGAUGGGGGGUCAACCUGAGUCUUGCUGACCCUUCACCCCGCCACCACCCAGCCAUCCAUCACCAUGCAAGGGUUCUACUCCAAGCUGGACUCCUCCCCACUGCUGGGGGUCGGCCUCGGGGGAGAGGGCACCCCCGUGCCUCUCAACCUGGCUGUGGAGACAGAAAAGGCUCAGGCCCUUCUGCAGACCUUCAGCUCCGCCUCUUUGCUGGCGUCGGCUGGCCUGGGCGUGUUCUGUGUGGUGGCGGACCACGCCCUCCAGCUGCCGCUCAUCCAGCAUCACCUGUGGCUGCGUGCCAUCCUGGACAAUGCCACCCAUGCGCUGGUGGGGCUGUGGUCCUGGGCUGUGGUCAUCGGGUUAAGGAAGAAGAGUGAUGUGUAUGAAGUUCUGCUGGCCGGUCUUCUGGCGUCAAUCAUUGACGUGGAUCACUUCUACAUGGCUGGGUCGCUGUCACUGAAGGCCGCCGUCUCGCUCCCUCAGCGUCCUCCUCUCCACUGCUCCUCCCUCAUCCCCGUCCUGUGCCUCUCCCUCCGCUUCCUCAUGUGGCUGGGACGCCUGAAAGACGCCUGGUGCUCCUUGCCUUGGAUGCUCUUCAUUGCCAUGACCACGCACCACGUACGGGAUGCCGUGCGCCAUGGCUUGUGGGUGUGUCCUUUAGGCAACACGGCUCCGCUUCCCUAUUGGCUCUACGUCAGCACCACAGCGACGCUUCCUCACCUGUGCUCAGUGCUCAUGUACCUGACGGGUACCAGAGACGUCAUCUCCACCAAACACGGAGUCGCUAUUGAUGUGUAGAGCCCACGCCGAAAGAAUGGUGACAUAUUCUAUUUUACCCGUGCCAAUCACCGGUGUUGUUCCUUCACAACCUUUGGAACGGAAUCCUGUUUUACUCAAGAGAACAUUACUAUACAUUACUUUUAGCUAUACUUUUUAGCUUCUCUCUGCUUUUACAAGCACCAUUUUAUUCAUACGGCUUUAGAGGAGCGUGUGUUGGAAUAUUUAACAGGAAUAAUGCACUAAGGCAACCAAGAAACUGGAAAUGGUUAAUUUAUUUUUGAGUAUUUUUUCACAAAAGUCUGCUAUUUAUUGUGUAUGAGUGCUAUUGAGCUACGACACUUCUUCAAAUUGAGCGAUGGAUUUUGAUAUGUGAUAACGCUGUGAGUACUGUGACAAUGGUUAGCGUAAAAAAGAGAUUUAGUGUUUGAAUGUAAUGGCUUUUGUUGGAAUUGAAGUUAUAUGUUUUCUUUAAUGGUUAAAAACAUCCACUGUUAUUAGAUGCCUAAAAUAAAGCUUGAAUGCUUUGUGCCACACGUGAGAACAGCCAUACCAAUAUUUGUCCACCAGAUGGCGACAAGGAACCAAAGGGAAGCUCGUCAUUUUCCCAUAAAAUGCUUUGCAAAAUAUCGCAUUAUUUCAAAAAUUUAUUCAUGAGUGAUCGUGGUUGACUACGGUCUAAUUUUUACUUUCAUUUUAUACAUUUUCAAGUGUAAAAAUGGGCUAAAAUGCAAAUGGCUUUGAAUAAUCUCAAUAAUAGUUGCAGCUGUAAUUAAGCUAAACCUGAAUGCCGACCCACAACGUCAGUUCCUGUUCCUACGUCCGAAGACAUUUAUUGCAACACACGCGAGCCUUAUUCACAUCUAAAAUUGCUUAUUUUCUCUUGAUCAUAGGCUCUAAUAAUGUCUAAUAAUAAUAAUGUUCGUAUGUGGAAGGGAAUGAACAGGUUUUCUAUGUCCCUGACUAUUAAAAUAUUUUAUAUUUAAAAUAUCAUGACUUAACGUCUAAUGGCCGAAUUUUUUUCUCUGCAAAUAUGAC
Messenger RNA from Doryrhamphus excisus (bluestripe pipefish), 1885 nucleotides. RefSeq names its product transmembrane protein 267 (gene tmem267). Lineage: Eukaryota; Metazoa; Chordata; Actinopteri; Syngnathiformes; Syngnathidae. The record is from RefSeq and is a predicted model, not a curated record.